CUCCCGCGCCUCGCUCAGGCAUGUCCAUCAUGGACCACAGCCCCACCACGGGCGUGGUGACGGUCAUCGUCACCCUCAUCGCCAUCGCCGCCCUGGGCGCCCUCAUCCUGGGCUGCUGGUGCUACCUGCGCCUGCAGCGCAUCGGCCAAUCGGAGGACGAGGAGAGCAUCGUGGGCGACGGCGAGACCAAGGAGCCCUUCCUGCUGGUGCAGUAUUCGGCCCGGGGGCCGCGGGUGGAGCACAAGACCAAGCUCACCCCCAACGGCACCGAGAGCCACAGCUAACUGGACCGGCUGUCCUCCGGGUCGCCUGAGCCGAGGCCCCUGGCUUCCCGUCACCACGGCCUGUUCAGAACUGUCCCCCUGUGUGUGAGAGAGCCUUGUGGUGACCAGUGUUAUUAAAGCAUUUUCUGUUCAGCUCCACACUGCAUGGUGGAGUUUAAAGGUUGGGAUCACACUGCUGUAGUCUCCUGUAGCGUCUGAAGGAUGGCCGCCUGUAGAGCGCACACUGGAGAAAUCUACACGAGUAAUCAAAGCUGUUUGUUUCUUUGAGCCAGUGUUGUUUGUUUCUUCAUUUUUGUUUUGUUUGCUUCGUUUCUUUUCUCAGCUUUGCCAUAAUGUGAAUCUACUGCAACUAGUUAAAGCAACUAAUACUAUUUUAAAUGUAACAGUCUUGUAUAUUCUGCAAGUUAUGCAUAAAUAAUGCAUUUAAGUCUGAAAAGAGUCCUGUAGAGUGGGCUGACUUGCAUAAAGUUGCUGAAGGAUACAAUGUUUUUAUGCAUGUGCCAAGGGAUGCAAGAUGUGUGGAGAAUUGUAUUUGACGAAAGCAUGAGUGGCUAUAAGGAUGAGUUUGGGUCGCUGUCCUAUCCCGAACUAGAGCGUCUUGGACAUUGUACUGAGUGAAUGAGUUCCUUUUAAAUGCAUGGAUGUAGCUGCACUUUUUUUUAUUUAUGUCAGUUUUGUGGGAUUAGUCCUGCUAUGAAGCCGCAAAAAAACAGGAAUCCUAUGAUGGCUUUUCAAAGGUGCUGCCUUUCUUUUCUGGCACUGGAAUAUCUGGAUGGUUCUUCGUUCCCAUUUUGUUUUUCGCCAUUGGCUGAGCAGGAUUAUUGUGCUUUAACAGCAAUUUAGAUUUUUCUUUCUAAAAUUAUUUUUGCAUUAACAAGAAAUCAAAGCAUAGUGUCAUUUCAUGGUUUUUCAUUUUUAAUGGUGUGUUAGUGUUGUUCUUCUCUCCUUUUUUAUGAAAAGUAUGUCCUCACAAGAUUAUGUAUUUAUUACUUUUGUCAUUUUACAUGUACAUGAAAUACAUUUCUGAUGAGAAAUGCCAAGCAACUGAUAUGAAAAUAAUUUAUUUUUAUAUAAUACUGUGGUUCUAUCUUCUGGAUUCCAUUCCAACUGCGGUUUCCGUUGGGAAAAAGGAGAGGGGGCGUGGUGACGAAAUUGGCAGGAAGUAAUUGCAAUGAGAAAAGGUACAUGCCAUCUCCCCUCCUUCUGAGCUCACUGUCAAUGUUUGCAUUUAAUAUGUGGAUACAUUUAAUCUGUAAAAAGCUUUUGACACACAACUGCAGCUGCUUGAUGCAGUGGAUAGUCCACCAACUGCUGUGGGUCACUUUAAAUCAAUCCUGGCUUGCAUGUGUGCAGAGUUGAGGCCCCAGAGCUCCAAACUGUCCCUUACUCUAGCUUUUCAAAUGCAGAAAACAAAGCUUUUUUUAUUUUUAUUUUUUAUUCAGUGUACAUGUAAUGCUCACAGGGUCCCUAAUGCAAACCGCUCUUUCUGUACUGGAUAUGAACUAAUAAACUUUUGUAGCCAUG
This is a messenger RNA of Conger conger (European conger), 1808 nucleotides long. RefSeq names its product stannin (gene snn). The transcript has a single exon. Gene Ontology annotation, cellular component: mitochondrial outer membrane. The record is from RefSeq and is a predicted model, not a curated record. The coding region runs from base 21 to 284 and encodes 87 amino acids. NCBI's taxonomy places the organism in Eukaryota, Metazoa, Chordata, Actinopteri, Anguilliformes, Congridae.